AUGAAUGAGUCGCAUACUGGCGAGUAUAUCUGCACGCUUCUGCAGAAUACUUGUAGGGAGUUCGGCAUCGAGGAGUUCAAGUUAGAAAGUUUGACCACUGACAAUGCCAAGAACAUGAAGGCAGCUUCAAAUUUAUUUCUCGGUGUUGGACACCAUGUUCCUUGUUUUGCCCACACUAUUAAUUUAGUAGUAGACAAUACGGUUAAGGACAUUAAGAGCUUUUCGACGGUUUUAGAUAAAGUAAAGCAUUUGGAAAAUACGGUUGCCAUGGCACUUAUUAACCGAUCAAAAUCCACCAAAAUCCUGCCAGAAAUGCUAUCAAAACCAGAGCUUGACUCUGGUGAUUUUUGCGAGCUUUUAAAACCUUUCAAAGAAGCGACUGAAAGAGUUAGCGGUGAAUCUUACGUCACGGUCAGUUUAGUUGUUCCGAUGAUAACUAUGUCGCUAGCAAAAUUACGAAAAAUACUAGUGCAGUCGGCAGACGGUAUUUUAAUGAAAGAUGUUCUAUUAAAAAGAUCAGACGAAUAUUUAAUUGGUUUGAGCAAAAACAAGAUUUUAAUAAAAGCUUGCUUAUUGGAUCCGCGCUUCAAAAAAAUGUAUAUUCCUCCCACAAUGGUGUUGGAAGCCUCAAAGGACAUUCUAGAGGAAAUGCAACUUAAUAGCGAAGGAAAGAGACGCUCGUUAAAUGUGAAACCGCUGGAAGAAUUGGACACAACUCAAGUCAACCGCCAAGAAAGUUUUUUUGAGGCUCACAAUCGAACCAUUCAGCAAAACCAAAUUUCGGACAGCCCCUACGAAAAGGAGUUCCACUUGUAUAUAUCAUUGCCAAAUACUAAUUGGGAAGCUGACCCACUACAGUUUUGGACUUCCCAACAGCAGACAAUGCCACACUUAUCGAAGUUGGCACUACGCUACCUGAUAAUACCAGGUAGCUCGGCAUCCUCAGAAAGGAUGGCUUCGGCCAUUAAAUGUGUAGUGUGUUACUCACGCAGCCGCAUGACUGAUCGACACGUAACUCAGCGUGUAUUUUUAAAGUCAUUGGCCAAGCAUUAUUGGAAAUAA
This is a messenger RNA of Drosophila bipectinata, 1062 nucleotides long. NCBI's taxonomy places the organism in Eukaryota, Metazoa, Arthropoda, Insecta, Diptera, Drosophilidae. The record is from RefSeq and is a predicted model, not a curated record.